CGAGAGAGCUGGGGUUUAUUCAGCGUGGGAAGAGUGCAGCUUGUUGGACGUAUCCUAGCCAUUGGCUUUGAACAAGACCCUCUGAAGCCUGGUCACCAACCGAGUGUGUAUAUAAUCUCAUAGACCUGAAUUCUGCUCAUCGUUGCCUGCCCCACGAUCCAUCCAGCCAGUACGUUCAUCCAACACGACAACGACGACUAGACGCCAUGAGUACCAUCGCGAAAACUGCGGUGGCAGAUAGCCCAGACACAUCGUCAGCACAACAGUUGCGAGAGCUCACUUCAUUACUGAAGGACUCCGAAAUCAUCACUCCAGGACACGCCGGCUACGAGGUUGCGUCGUCAACAUGGUCCUAUGGCAAGAACCUCCAUCCACAGCUUAUCGUGCAACCGGAACAGAUUGAUACUCUGUGCGAAGUCGUCAAAUUCCUCGCACAGUCUAACCUGGACUUCAACAUUCGCACGAGGUCAGUAUGACAUGGUCCUGCAGCAUGUCAUUUGCAACUGACUCUGGUGAUCCAGUGGUGUCGGAAGUUCUUCAGCCAAGGAUGUUUUGGUAUCCGUCCGAAACUUCAGAGAUUUCGAGUUCGAUCGUGAGCAAGAGGUUCUUACUAUUGGAGCUGGAAGCCUGUGGUCGGAGUAUUACGAGCAAAUGAAAGCAGUGGCACCCGAUUAUACAGUCGUAGCCGCGGCAACUCCCUUCCUCGGUUUGGGAGGGUCAGUCAUUGCCGGGGGCUUCAGUCUCAUGUCCAAGGAGUACGGCUGCAUUUCGGAUCCGGAGAACAUGCUCGAUGUAGAGGUCGUGAAGCUCGACGGCUCUCUCGUGUGGGCUUCCAGCGAGCCCGAUCUCCUGUGGGCACAUCGCGGCGCUUACAUCGGCCUCGGUGUGGUCACCAGAAUCAAGCUCCGGGCGUACAAGUACCCGCAGGACAUCUGGGGAGGGUCUAUCAUCAUCCCCAGGACCAAAGAAUCCGAAGUGGCCCAAGCGAUUAGUGCGAUGGACCACUCUAAAGCUGUUGAGAAUCGAGUCUUUGCGCUUCUGAUUCCGAUGCCGCAGGUCUUCAUUGUCAACGCGUUCGAUGCGAAUGGAGAAGAGCAAGGUCGCCAAACCUUUGGGCCCAUCCUGCAGAUUGAAGGCGCCAUGGACAUGACCAAGACCAUGGAUCUGGCGGGAUUCGCGCAGAUGCAAGCACAGGCAGAGGCCCAAAAAGGUCACUUACACCAGUGGUUCAAUCCGUUGGCCUUGGGCAAGCUGUCCGAGGAACUUGUUCUCAAAUCAUUCGACUGGCAACGACAAUGCGCAGCUCAGGGAACACAAGCGACUGUGAUGUACGAGCUCUGGGGCACAGUGAGUAACUUCUCGCACUAGCUUUACCAUGAUAUCCCGAGUCAUCGCUGACCCCACAAUAGCGAGGUCCUCAGAGUGGACCCUUGGCAUCUGCUUGGCCUCGUUCCGACAAAGCUCGCCACUUCUGCAUGCUGAGUAUGAGUGCAGCACCGGAUGCCACACCAGAGCAGAUCCAGCUAUCUCGAAAGCUCGUCAAAGAAGGUCCAACAGAGCUGAUGGGAGACCAGUUCGACAACACGUU
Molecule: messenger RNA, 1588 nt
Organism: Sphaerulina musiva SO2202
Lineage: Eukaryota; Fungi; Ascomycota; Dothideomycetes; Mycosphaerellales; Mycosphaerellaceae
Exons: 1
Coding region: 652-1368 (238 amino acids)
Molecular function (GO): flavin adenine dinucleotide binding
Source: RefSeq, a predicted model, not a curated record